Messenger RNA from Penicillium canescens, 972 nucleotides. RefSeq lists its product as uncharacterized. The transcript has a single exon. Lineage: Eukaryota; Fungi; Ascomycota; Eurotiomycetes; Eurotiales; Aspergillaceae. Gene Ontology annotation, cellular component: mitochondrion. The record is from RefSeq and is a predicted model, not a curated record. The coding region runs from base 1 to 972 and encodes 323 amino acids.
AUGCGCCUGUUGCGACUAUACCAUGGCCUCGCUGCCGGACAGUCUCGCUUGAAGCUCAGAUACAGUUAUCGGCGCUGCUUUUCCAGUACCCACAUCCAUCAUGACCUGACACCCUUCUCGCGCCGACUAUUCAAAUUACCCUCUGCACCGUCUCCGCCCUCACAACAUCACAAUGACCUGACUACCUUCCUCUCCUACGCCAAACACAUAUCCCUUCCAGAGACAAGCACAGUAUACGUCGGCACGCACUAUGAAUAUACAGUCCUCCAAACGCUCCGCCGGUACGCCCUAGGACUCCACCGCAUCGGCGGCCGCGACGACGCCGGUAUCGACCUCGUGGGAACCUGGCACCUCCCAGAGCGCGAACGAGAGCGCGCACUACGUGUACUAGUGCAAUGCAAAGCACUUAAAGCCAAAUUAGGCCCGAAUCUCGUGCGCGAGCUCGAAGGGACGUUCCGCCAGGCCCCUGUCGGCUGGCGCACGGGCCAGACAGUCGGCGUGCUGGUCGGUCCGCGUGAGGCAACCAAAGGAGUCCGCGAUGCGCUUGCGCGGAGCACUUACCCCCUAUUUUGGAUGAUGAUCGAGCGGGACGGGACUUUGAAACAGGCUCUUUGGAACGCUCGUGCCGAGGAACUGGGGCUUGGGCCUCUAGGCGUGGAAACGCGAUAUGGGGCCUCUGAAGGCGAGUCCGGCUCCGUUAUCAAGGAGGUUGCUUUGACCUGGGAUGGAUGUGAUAUCCCUGAUAUGGGUCGCGUGGAGCUUGAUCUGGCUCGGUUCGAAGAGCAAUGGCUCGCAUCUUGGGCUGCAGACUUGCCGGAGAUUGAGAAGGAUAAGUUGCUGGAUAUUGCUGAGAAGGUGCUACCGCAUGGCUCAUCGGGAUUUUUGUCAGAUGGGAAAAUUUCGGAUGCAGACCGGACGAAGGUCCUUCAGGCUUUCCAAGAGCGGCAACCUGAUCUAUCGGUAUCGGCGUGA